Molecule: messenger RNA, 949 nt
Organism: Phacochoerus africanus (Common warthog)
Lineage: Eukaryota; Metazoa; Chordata; Mammalia; Artiodactyla; Suidae
Exons: 4
Coding region: 1-849 (282 amino acids)
Source: RefSeq, a predicted model, not a curated record
AUGGCCUUUGGCCACCUCCAGUGUAAACACAGUGACCCAGGGAUAGCUGUGGAUCUGAGCGAGUACCGUGUGGCACCAACCCGGAACAGGCUGCUGGCGCCUCUCGAGCUCCCGGGACCAGAGGCUCGAUUCCUUCCCCAAAAGAGUUUACCCUGCCCGGGUCCACAUCACCCGGCGAGUACGCUCCUUUCGUUUCCGGGGUGGGGGCUAAAGGACAAAAAACGUCUCCCGGCAGUAGCCUCCCGAGCUCCAGCCCUGGAGGGUCGCCCUGAGAGAAGCCCAUGCGGCCCUGGGCCCCCCACUGCCAUCUCUAGUCCUCACCCCGCAGCGGGCUGGGGCGAGCACCCUGGAGGGUGGGGGCUUCAACACCCCUCCAGGAACUGCCGCCCCGCCCGCUGCACUGGCAGAGGGCGCGGGGAGCAACGAGGGACACUCACCGAGCAGUGGUCGCCUCGCCAGGUCCGGAACACCAGGCGCGCGAAGCCACCCAGAUGCAGCCGCAACGCGAGCGCGAGUUUGAAAGUCGCUCUGGGAAGGGGCCGAGGCUGCGGGCAGUUCCCGCCCACUGCCAGCCCCUUGGCGGCCGGGGCGCGGCCAGCUGUGAGCGCGGCCCCCCGGGACCCCAGCCCGCGCGCGCCUUCCCAGCGCCCGGCAGGAAGUCGGGGCCAAGACGAGAGGGAGCUGCAGCGGGAGGGACGGAGGGCGGACCAGGAAUUUUUCCAGUGGGUGGAGACUCCGGCCCGCGGCUGGAAUCCCGCGAUUGGUGGCUCGGCGGGGGGAAACUUCGCGGAGCUCCGAGCUGGAACGUGGGAUGUAAAGCCAAGCCUCGGAAAAGCUGUCCAGAGAUGAAGAAGCUGAUAACUUGGACGGAGUCCACCUAGAGACUGCUAGGUGGGAAAAACAAGAGGCAGAAAGCUGUGUAAUAAAGGGCUCAUUUUGGUAAAACGAA